GCGCUGGACGUUUUUUCCUGUGAAGAAGUUGGUGACAGCCACGGAAGCUCGCGAGGAAGAGGCACUAGCUUCAGCGGUGUAAGAUCGUAUUUUAUUGAAACCAAAAUAUUUUUGGGGGAAAUUGACCUAGCCGAAAUGACGACAGACAAGAGUGGCUUACUUGAAACCAAGAGUGCAUAAAAUUUAAAGUAUAAAAUCCCGUCUUUUUAGAAUAUUCCAUUGAAUCUGUGAAAAAUCCGAUGGGAACUGACACGAGGAAAGAUCACAGCGGCUACACCGGGCUAGGCUAGCAGUAGCAUGCUAACGCUCGCUAAGCUAACUAGCGAGUCUGACCUGUCAGUCUCGGUGGGGAAAAGUUAACUUCGUCUGUUGAAGUGAUUUUCUUUUGAAAACCAAGUACUGGAAAUAACUGUCAUGUUAAAUUAAUCUGGAACGAAGCCAAAGGUUGUUAUGGAGCAGCCACCUGGGAGCUUGGAGGAUCUACAGCAUCAAGAUGUCUCUCCCUCCAUUAUCCCCGGCGUAAUUGACUUGACCAGGAAGGAGGGAGAAUGCCUCCACAGCUCGCCGUCUCUCGAUGCCCUGCGGAGGGUCAAGGGCUCCGGCUGGGCCCCGAACUCUGGAGCCUCCAUCCACGCAUUACAGUUCCCGGAGACCGGCUCCCCGGAUGUCACGGUCCGAUCGGGGGAUCAAAUUCAGCCAGACAAUGCCUUAUCCCACACUACAGUCACGCUGUCCUACGUGAGCAGGUCUCACGUCUUCUCCACUCACAACUCUCCUGUGUACAGCGUGUCGCCCGUCAGGUUCUCCCUCCAGCCUCACUGCAACGCGGACAACAGGGGCACCGGCUAUGCGCUCAACCACCGCUACCCGGAGCGGGAAGAGGAGGCCGUGAACCCCGUCUCGCGGACGGAGCCGUUUCCCUCCUUUUUGCAGCCUCAACUGGGACCCGAGGAGGACGCGAGAGAGUACUGUGUGCAAGAGCCUCCAGAGUUCAACGGAGGAGUCCCUUCCGCCGACGCGUACGAAGAAGAGCCACCGGGGGAGGAAGAGAAGCGCAGCGGUCUUCCUGAAAACGGAGACCGCAUGGAGGACGGCCAGCGUGGCGGCAGUGAACCCUUCCCUGGAAGUUCUCCGGGCCGACGAGGGAGGGACCUCCGACGUGCUUCUCGUCGAGAUUAAGAAACGGGACCAAGCAGAUCUGUGCUCGGCGAGCAGGGAGUACAAGAGUCCUCUGGAGGAUCCCGUCUCCCCACCCUCUACCUCAGUAGGCGACGCGGAGGACGUGUUCCUCCUUCCCCAGGCCUCCAGCUCCCCCAGCGGAGAUGGCUUCUGCCCGGAGGCUGCUGACGAUGCUCUGCCCGACACGCUGAGUACCGGCGGAGCCCCCCGGGAGAGCGUGGCGCUCGGUGACCGCCCCGCAAGGGCAGAGUCCAGCGACGACCGUAAACGCUCAUCCCAUAGGCGGAAGGCCGUAUUGCAACCAAUGACUGACUUGCCUGAUGAGCCUCGCGUGUCGGGCGACCCGGAGGACAGAACCGCCGGCGCUGCGCCUCACGUUAACGGGAACGCCAACGUGCUGGAAAGGACUAUAAAAGAACGGAAGCUGCCCAUGCGCUCUGGUCGAGGGACUCGGCUGGAGGCGAUAGUCAUGAAUAUAAACUCGAGUCGCUAUAGAGUGUCGGGCUGCAUACUCGCCAAUAAGAAACCCAGUGCCUCCCAGCCACCGGCGCAUCAGUCUGCCUUCCCCAGCUCCCAGAGGAAGAAAGGCCGUGCCAAGCCCUCGCUGUCACAGAGAACCGUCAAACGAAAAGCUGCGAAUGGGAACAAAGGUAAACCCGCUGAUGCCCAAACUAACGAUGACUCUACCUCUCUUUCUGGUCUCCACGACUCAGAAAAGGCAGGCGGCAGCACCCCUGCUAAAAGACCCCGAUGUGCGCGGCAAAGCAGACCACCUCGGAGUCGCCCCGUGAAGUCCAAGACAAAACCCCCGACCCGGCCCGGCGCACACCCACCCGCACACCACAACUCGAAGAGGAAGCCGCAGCGGCUCCCCGUGCCCGGACCCUCAGCGGAGAUCAAGGCACCCAAAACGCCGCCGCCCCUUCCGCCGGCACCCAAAUCUCCACAGACCAGCCGGGGAGACGUCAAAAGCAAGUCCCCUGGGAGCAAAGCGCCCCCCGCCCAGAACUCAAAGGCGCCCCGCGCCCCAAGGCGGAGGCGAAAGAAGCCCAAACGCUGCCAGCCCUCCUCCAUGUUCUCCCCAAACGAGCCUGAGAUCAAGCUCAAGUAUGCCAGCUACAAGGAGGAAAAGAAGGACCUCAGGUCGGACAGUUUCUCUCCGUUUGUCCGUGUCAAGCGUCAGCAGCCGCUCCCUGCUCUGUGCACCAUAAUCAACUACGCCGAGGAGGGGAAGGCGCCACCCAGGAAGCAGCAGCAGGCCCACUCCAGCCGCUUCGUCUCCGCCGCCGUGCCCAGCACCUCCUGCCUGCGGCUGGGCCGGCCGUCCAAGCACAGCCGGCUCCAGCGCGCCCUGGUCUGCUGCCUGUGUGGCCGCUCGGCCAACUCCGUUGACCUGGGGGACCUCCACGGGCCCUACUACCCCGAGGGGUACCGGCCCAACCCCAAAGCCCCGGCCCACGAGUCGGGUCUCAAGGAGGACGAGGAAGACUCCAGCGACUCGGACUCUUCCUCCAGCAUCCUGAAAGCCAGACGCUGGGCCUGCGGCCCGGGAGCGCCGCUGAAGCAGCAGGGGCCCCCGGGGAGCCGCAGGUGGGCCAGCGGCAGGACCGGCAGCCCGGCCGCCAAGAGGGCCCGACCGGACGGUGGCCUCGCGGACGCCGAGGACUGGUACAGCCCGCCCGUGCUGCCCGCCGAGCCGUGCGAAUACUGGCUCCACGAGGACUGCGGCGUCUGGUCGGCAGGCGUGUUCCUGGUCAAAGGCAAAGUUUACGGGCUGGAGGAGGCCGUCAAGGUGGCUCAGCAGACGAUGUGUUCGGCGUGCCACAACCCAGGAGCUACGCUGGGCUGCUUCUUCAAAGGCUGCCCCAACAAGUACCACUACAGGUGUGCUCUGGAGUCAGACUGUGUACUCGUAGAGGAAAAUUUCUCCAUGAAGUGUAGGAAGCACAAGAACAAGACGCUGAAGGCACCUCCAGGGAGUCGAUGGCACGACAGGUGACAGUUUCCACAGACCUCAUGAGAAUCCUGAAGGCGUCUACCAGUAACACGCCAACGGUGGACCAGGGGUUCCCCCGACUGACCGCUAGCACCCACCAACCUUAUGGACACCAUCUGUCCCUCAGCGCGACUGUUAAGCUGGAGCCCCCCCCCCACCCACCUGUGGACAGCAGGAACAUUACAGAGCAGCACCCUGAAUUUGUUGUUUGCCUGCUUAUUUAUACGGGAUUGUUCUUUUUGCUCAGAUCAAUUUGAAUAUUAAUCAAAGAUAUUUAAUUUUUUAAAGAUUUUCUAAGUAUUUGAUUAUAUUUAGUUUUAUUUAUUCCUGAACUUUUUUUUCUCAUGGGCUUCUUCAGCGGUUUGUCAGAGAGGCUUAUUUGUUUGUGUGUUUGUUUGUUUUUUUCCUGUGAGAGUGACCGCGUGUGGUUUUUAUUUAGCUAUUGAAAGGUUCUGGUGAAGCAUUUUUUUUUUUUAUGUUCUUCAGCCAGUCAAGGAGAUUCUUACGCGUUUUAUUCCAGUAUGGGACAGAAGCGAGCGCGGUGGAGUUAAGCUGCCGGGCUCCCAGAGCAAACCAUCCGAGUGGGCGUGGGCUGCCAUGACAGAGCCGUGGCUAUUCAACACCGUGGAGCAGCAGGGACUCUGCUGGGAGCAGAACGGCACAACAUAUCCAGCGUUUAAUAAUGCUGCGACAUGUAUAUCAACUUUAAAGGCGUUACAUUAAAUUGAGUAAACAUGCUGUACGUGUCGUACAUGGGCCGGUAGAUUAUUAGGAGGCUAACGAGCUGCUAUUCAUUUAAGGGAUACUUCCCAUUUUUAGCAAAGAAAUAGUUCCCAUCCUUGUAUUACAGUGGGUUUUAUAAAAAGUAAAGGGAGGCUACCAGCUUAGUCGGUCAGGUUCCUCUUGCAGGGCGAUUUUUAGUGUUUUUUUUAUUGUUUUUUUUAAAGGACUCCAACUGUUCCCAUGGUAUGCAACGCUACGUUAGCGGACGCUAAACGUCUAUACUGUCACGGGCAGCUUUUGCUUAGCUUCUUCUCUUUUCUCAGCGGAAAAGCACGUUCUGGUCAAGUCAGAUUGACGUUUUCUGAAGCUGCCGGCUGAGUCGGACCGCCUAGUCUGCCGCGGUCUGUGGGUGAACUCCAAGUUCAGCCGGAGUGGAGGUAGCUUUCGCUUGGAAGCUAGCCUGGUGGACUCCCGAUCAGCUGACUGGAUGUGUGACGGUCAGUACCGUCCUGUAACAUCCACCGUGGUUACGUGGAUGUAAAACGGAGACGCUUUUAACGGCGGUCUCCGGUUAGUUUGGAGGUUGAAGAUAUCCACUAAUGUAGACCUGGAUCCCCUGGAUGUGACCAUGUUCAGGUUUAGUUGUUGCUACAACUGACCUUUUAACUAGUUGGUAGACUCCCCCAGCUCUGAGCAUUUCUAAAGCUUCCUACAAACUUACAGCAACGUGCCGCCGUCUGCCUGCUACAGAUAAAGUCCUAAAACAUCCAGUUGACCGGUUAGUUAGUCGGGCCGUCUGCUCCGGCAGCAGCGUGUAGCAGCAGAUGCUAAGUUGGACCGGCGAUAACUCGGCUCACUCUGGCACUUUCAGCACCGCUACCAUGUCCGCCCAUGCCUUGAGACGACACAAGCAGUACUGGCAGCACACUGGACCUUCAGUGAUGGAGCUCCGGUUCUGCCCUCGUGUGUGUGUGUGUGUGUGUGUGUGUGUGUGUGUGUGUGUGUGUGUGUGUGUGUGUGUGUGUGUGUGUGUGUGUGUGGUAACAGGAAGCACUCCGUUCUGCUCUGCGGCACCGGUCAGCCCACUGCGCUCCACGCCCUCUCGUUGGCUCUUUGAAGCUCGUUCGUUACCCUUUUCACUUUAAAGAAACAUCAUCGAUGUAUUAGUGAUGAUUUUCUUCUUUUUUUUA
Fundulus heteroclitus (mummichog) is the source of this 5088-nucleotide messenger RNA. Its product is annotated as transcription factor 20. The transcript has 6 exons. The record is from RefSeq and is a predicted model, not a curated record. Gene Ontology annotation, biological process: regulation of transcription by RNA polymerase II. Gene Ontology annotation, cellular component: nucleus. The coding region runs from base 1484 to 3178 and encodes 564 amino acids. NCBI's taxonomy places the organism in Eukaryota, Metazoa, Chordata, Actinopteri, Cyprinodontiformes, Fundulidae.